Messenger RNA from Gossypium raimondii (Peruvian cotton), 774 nucleotides. RefSeq lists its product as uncharacterized. NCBI's taxonomy places the organism in Eukaryota, Viridiplantae, Streptophyta, Magnoliopsida, Malvales, Malvaceae. The transcript is spliced from 3 exons. The record is from RefSeq and is a predicted model, not a curated record. The coding region runs from base 1 to 774 and encodes 257 amino acids.
AUGUGUAAGCGGUUUGAAGAUGGCUUAAACCAAGAUAUAAAACUAUUAGUCGGGAUCCUUGAGUUGAAAGAAUUUGUUGUACUAGUUGAUCGGCCACGUAAAGCUGAAGAGAUUAGUAAAGAGAAAAGAAACGCUGAAAUUGAAGCCAUAGACUCAAGAAAGAGAUUGACGGAAAAGUCAUACCAAGAUUGCCCGGAGAAAUCUGAGAAAGAUAAUAUUCAAACUUCGAGGCCAAACAACAUAGCUACGAGAGGUAGAAUACCUUGUAAUCCUAGAAAUGUGAGUGGAAAUUGUGGUGUGAUGAAAGACUCUACUGUUAGAUUCGAGGCACGAACACCAACUAGGGCUUAUGCUAUUCUUGCAUGCGGAGAUGCUGCUGCGUUAGAUGUUAUUACUGGUACUUUCUCUCUUGUUGAUACUAAUGUAACUGCUUUAAUUGAUCCCGGAUCGACUCAUUUAUAUGUUUGCACGAAUUUAGUGUCUAGUAAAAAUUUACCUCUUGAGUCCAUUGAAUUGUCCGUUAAUGAUUCGGGACAAAAACAUAUCAUAUUGAAAUGUCAGAAUGGUAAGAUGCUUCAUAUUGAAUCAGAUAAAUUGAGUGGGUUGCUUAUUGUGAUAUCAACUAUGUCAACAAAGAAAUAUGUUAGAAAAGGUUGUAAUGCUUACCUUACUUAUGUAUUGGAUACUAAAGUGUCUGAUUCGAAGCUUGAAUCAGUGUCAGUGGUUUGCGAGUAUCCUGGUGUGUUUCCAGAGGAGUUACCUGGAUUACCGUAG